Messenger RNA from Acomys russatus (golden spiny mouse), 2131 nucleotides. It is a transcript of the gene Tub, whose product is annotated as TUB bipartite transcription factor. The record is from RefSeq and is a predicted model, not a curated record. The transcript has 12 exons. Lineage: Eukaryota; Metazoa; Chordata; Mammalia; Rodentia; Muridae. Gene Ontology annotation, cellular component: cilium. The coding region runs from base 185 to 1702 and encodes 505 amino acids. Gene Ontology annotation, biological process: protein localization to cilium.
CAAGCAACCGCGCUGGUAGCCGGGGGCCGGGGCCCUGGCGUGCAAAGAGGGCCUCGGCGGGGCCCAGCGGCCGGGCCUGGGAGGAUGCGGCCCGGGGCGGCCCGAGAGCUGAGCAGGGUCCCCGCGCCAGCCCUCAGCGGUCCCGGCCUCCUGAGCCGCAGCCGCCGCCCCGCCCCCGGGAGACAUGACUUCCAAGCCGCAUUCCGACUGGAUUCCCUACAGUGUGCUAGAUGAUGAGGGCAGCAACCUGAGGCAGCAGAAGCUUGACCGGCAGCGGGCCCUGUUGGAGCAGAAGCAGAAGAAGAAGCGCCAGGAGCCCCUGAUGGUGCAGGCCAACGCAGAUGGACGGCCCCGGAGCCGGCGGGCCCGGCAGUCAGAGGAGCAGGCUCCGCUGGUGGAGUCCUACCUCAGCAGCAGCGGCAGCACCAGCUACCAAGUUCAAGAGGCCGACUCGCUAGCCAGUGUGCAGCUGGGAGCCACCCGCCCACCAGCAUCAACCUCAGCCAAGAAAACCAAGGCGGCAGCUGCAUCGGAGGGCCAGGGUGGGGCCCCUAGGAAGGAGAAGAAGGGAAAACAUAAAGGCACCAGCGGGCCAGCAACUCUGGCAGAAGACAAGUCUGAGGCCCAAGGCCCAGUGCAGAUCCUGACUGUCGGACAGUCAGACCACGCCAAGGAUGCUGGGGAGACAGCAGCCGGUGGGGGCACACGGCCCAGCGGGCAGGACCUCCGUGCCACGAUGCAGAGGAAGGGCAUCUCCAGCAGCAUGAGCUUUGAUGAGGAAGAGGAUGAGGAUGAAAACAGCUCGAGCUCCUCCCAGCUAAACAACAACACCCGCCCUAGUUCUGCCACUAGCAGGAAGUCCAUCAGGGAGGCAGCCUCAGCCCCCAGCCCAGCAGCCCCAGAGCCACCAGUGGAUAUUGAGGUCCAGGAUCUAGAGGAGUUUGCGCUGAGGCCAGCCCCCCAAGGGAUCACCAUCAAAUGCCGCAUCACUCGGGACAAGAAGGGGAUGGACCGGGGCAUGUACCCCACCUACUUUCUGCACCUAGACCGUGAGGAUGGCAAGAAGGUGUUCCUCCUGGCGGGUAGGAAGAGAAAGAAGAGUAAAACUUCCAAUUACCUCAUCUCUGUGGACCCAACAGACUUGUCUCGAGGAGGCGACAGCUAUAUCGGGAAACUGCGGUCCAACCUGAUGGGUACCAAGUUCACCGUCUAUGACAAUGGCAUCAACCCUCAGAAAGCAUCGUCUUCUACGCUGGAAAGUGGAACCUUGCGCCAAGAGCUGGCAGCUGUGUGCUAUGAGACCAAUGUCCUGGGCUUCAAGGGACCUCGGAAGAUGAGUGUGAUCGUUCCAGGCAUGAACAUGGUUCACGAGAGAGUCUGUAUCCGUCCACGCAAUGAACAUGAGACACUGCUAGCACGCUGGCAGAACAAGAACACGGAGAGCAUCAUUGAGCUGCAGAACAAGACGCCAGUCUGGAAUGAUGACACACAGUCCUACGUACUUAACUUCCACGGGCGCGUCACGCAGGCCUCUGUGAAGAACUUCCAGAUCAUCCAUGGCAAUGACCCGGACUACAUCGUCAUGCAGUUUGGCCGGGUAGCAGAAGACGUGUUCACCAUGGAUUACAACUACCCACUGUGUGCUCUGCAGGCCUUUGCCAUUGCUCUGUCAAGCUUUGACAGCAAGCUGGCUUGCGAGUAGAGGCUCCCUCUGCCUUUAGGGUGGCCCAGUCCGGAGUGGAGCUUGCCUGCCUGCCAAGACAGUCCUGCCUACCCUCUGUUCAUAGGCCCUCAGUGGGCGCUCUGGCCUUACCAACCAGAAACCGGCUGCUCUGCCUCUGCUGCUGAAGCAGGGGAAUAGCAAAUGGGUAUGUAGAGAAAAGAGUAUUUCUGUGCCCCAAGGUCAACACACAUACCCAAUCUUGGGUCAGUACCCUGCCUCAGUUGUGUUUGUCACACUGGGCAGCCUCUUUAGCUGGAGGAAGCACAAGCAAGGCUGCUGUGGCCCAGCCGUCCACUCAGCCUACAAGUUGGAAGACAAUGGGUGUCCAGGAGGUAGGAGUACAGUGUUUGUGUAUGUAUAGGGCACUUGAGCUUUAUGUAGCAAAGGCCCUGGUGGGCAGCAGAAAGU